Molecule: messenger RNA, 767 nt
Organism: Phascolarctos cinereus (koala)
Lineage: Eukaryota; Metazoa; Chordata; Mammalia; Diprotodontia; Phascolarctidae
Product: cytochrome P450 2E1-like
Biological process (GO): xenobiotic metabolic process
Cellular component (GO): cytoplasm; intracellular membrane-bounded organelle
Molecular function (GO): heme binding; oxidoreductase activity, acting on paired donors, with incorporation or reduction of molecular oxygen, reduced flavin or flavoprotein as one donor, and incorporation of one atom of oxygen; iron ion binding
Source: RefSeq, a predicted model, not a curated record
UUGGAAAAUCUAAAAAUGAUAGGAAGAGAUUUAUUUAGUGCAGGAACAGUGACAACGCACAGCACCGUAAGAUAUGGCCUGCUGCUCAUUCUGAAACAUCCUGAGGUCCAAGCAAAAAUUCAUGAGGAAAUUGGACGUGUGAUUGGACAUAAUCGACUUCCUUCCAUAAAGGACAGACAAGAUAUGCCCUAUAUGGAUGCUGUGGUGCAUGAAGUGCAAAGAUUCAUUGACCUCAUACCUCUCAACGUACCCCAUGCAGUGAACCGGACAUCCAUUUCCAACAAUAUAUCCUCCCCAAAGGCACAACAAUAUUCCCACUGCUCACCCCAGUGUUGCAUGACAAGAAAGAGUUUCCAAGGCUGACCAGUUUGACCCACAGCACUUCCUGGAUGAGAACGGGAAAUUCAAGAAAAGUGACCACUUCAUGCCUUUUUCUAUUGGAAAACGGUCUUGUGCUGGAGAGGGCCUGGCGAAGAUGGAGGUAUUUUUGUUCCUUACCACCAUUCUACAGAACUUCACUCUCAAACCAGUUGGAGAUCCAAAUGAAAUUAGAGUAAAGCCCAAUUAUGUUGGAUUCAGCAACGUCCCACCACAUUACCAACUAUGCUUUCUUCCUCACUGAGAAGAACACAAAGUUGAUUUGGUGAAUUAGCAAGCUGGUUCAUCUUCUGUACUGAAUACUCUCAUGUGUUUUUCUGGAAUCCCUUUGAGGGAAAGAAAAAUUCCCACAUCUUGAUUAAAAUGAGUUUUAAAUUUCAGAGACAUGA